Molecule: messenger RNA, 1075 nt
Organism: Kockovaella imperatae
Lineage: Eukaryota; Fungi; Basidiomycota; Tremellomycetes; Tremellales; Cuniculitremaceae
Exons: 9
Coding region: 66-881 (271 amino acids)
Biological process (GO): positive regulation of mRNA splicing, via spliceosome
Cellular component (GO): spliceosomal complex
Molecular function (GO): RNA binding
Source: RefSeq, a predicted model, not a curated record
CUCUACCUCAGAGCAACUCACCCAACACUGACCCCCAAAACUCCGACACGAAAGAACAGUUAACAAUGUCGGACCCUAAUGACGCAUGGCGAACCGAUGCACCUUCAGGAGGUGACGGCUACGGCUCCCCUCGACGCGAAGACACCAACGGUCGAUCUCCUCGAAGAGACAGAGACAGAUCUAGGUCUCCUGCAAGGAAUGGAGAUGCCGAGAGACCUACGAGAGAAUCAGAUGCUGCCAAUACUGGUAGCAACUUGCACGUCAGUGGUCUCUCACGAAGUGUCGAUGUUCCCAUGCUUGAAAGCCUUUUCUCAAAGCACGGCAAAGUCGAAUCUGCCUCGGUGAUGCUUGACCCCCACACUCAGGAAUCUCGAGGAUUCGGAUUCGUCAAAAUGACGACUGCUGAAGAGGCCGAAGCUGCCAUUGCAGCCCUGAACGGAAUGAACUUUGAAGGCAAGAGCUUGACCAUCGCUCAUGCUCGACGAGGCAGAGCCCGUACCCCCACGCCUGGUCGAUACCACGGUGUCAAGGUUGACAUUGGACCUCGAGGAGGAUACGGGUACCAAGACCGACCUUACCAGCCGAGGUCUUACGACUCGCGAUACGCCGAUCGAGGACCGCCCCCCAGGGACUACUACGACCGAAGGGACUAUGACCGCCGAGACUAUGGAGGCCGAAGAGACGACUACUAUGAUCGUCCUCGAGGCGAUUACGGUCGCCGAGAUGAUUAUGAUCGACGUGACCGAUACGACGACUACUCUCGAGGACCCCCUCCUCGUGCUGGAGGUGGCGAUCCAUACUACCGUAGUGAACGACCUGAUGCCAGGCGUGAUGAUCGCGUUCCUCCCAGGGGAGGGUAUGAUGAGAGACCUAGGUACUAGAGGCAGGGCUACCAGGUCGACCGAUGGGACUGGCACGGUCUUGAAGGAAAGAACCACUCGCUCAAGUAUGAUAGACACGUAUGUCAUGGUGUCAUGCAACAAUCUUCUUAGCAUGGAUGCAGUGCGUUUAGUGACAUCUCACAAGGAGGCAGGAGCCCUGCUUGGUGCUGCGCCACACACUUCUACCAGACCAG